Molecule: messenger RNA, 2524 nt
Organism: Pan troglodytes (chimpanzee)
Lineage: Eukaryota; Metazoa; Chordata; Mammalia; Primates; Hominidae
Gene: MMAB
Product: metabolism of cobalamin associated B
Exons: 9
Coding region: 17-751 (244 amino acids)
Molecular function (GO): corrinoid adenosyltransferase activity
Source: RefSeq, a predicted model, not a curated record
UCAAGCAGCCUGGCUCAUGGCUGUGUGGGGCCUGGGGAGCCGUCUUGGCCUGCGCGGGUGCUUCGGCGCCGCCAGGCUCCUGUAUCCCCGUUUCCAGAGCCGCGGCCCUCAGGGCGUGGAAGACGGGGACAGGCCACAGCCUUCCUCGAAGACACCCAGGAUCCCCAAGAUUUACACCAAAACGGGAGACAAAGGGUUUUCUAGUACCUUCACAGGAGAAAGGAGACCCAAAGAUGACCAAGUGUUUGAAGCUGUGGGAACUACAGAUGAAUUAAGUUCAGCUAUUGGGUUUGCUCUGGAAUUAGUCACAGAAAAGGGCCACACAUUUGCCGAAGAGCUUCAGAAAAUCCAGUGCACAUUGCAGGACGUUGGCUCGGCCCUGGCGACACCACGCUCCUCGGCCCGGGAGGCUCACUUAAAGUAUACCGCGUUCAAGGCGGGGCCCAUCCUGGAGCUGGAGCAGUGGAUCGACAAGUACACCAGCCAGCUCCCACCGCUCACGGCCUUCAUCCUGCCUUCGGGAGGCAAGAUCAGCUCGGCGCUGCAUUUCUGCCGGGCCGUGUGCCGCCGGGCCGAGAGACGUGUGGUGCCUCUUGUCCAGAUGGGAGAGACCGAUGCGAACGUGGCCAAGUUCUUAAACAGACUCAGUGACUAUCUCUUCACGCUAGCCAGAUAUGCAGCCAUGAAGGAGGGGAAUCAAGAGAAAAUAUACAAGAAAAAUGACCCAUCGGCCGAGUCUGAGGGACUCUGAAAUCACAGAAAGUGGGAGCUUGGAGGAUCCCUCCAUGGCGAUGGCCGUGGAGAGAGGAGCUUGCCCUUCUGGGGUCCUGGUUCCUGAAGAGCUCACCCAGAGAGGCUCAAAGCAGCCUUUUGUCCCAGCUCAGCUUUGAUCUACACCUCUUGCCACCUUCCUCAAGGGACUGUGACCCUUUGGGGAUUCUGUCCCUGACCCUGCUUCCCCAAGCUCUCCUGGGUCUUGGAGGGAUGUGGGAAUGAAUUGGCAUUGCAGGAAAGACAGGUAAAGUGAUUUCUGCAAUGAGAAGGAGCUGUGCGGAAAAGGAAUAAAAAUGGGAAAGGCUGGAGCCGUGUGUGUGUGUGUGUGUGUGUGUGUGUGUGUGUGUGUGUGAGAGAGAGAGAGAGAGAGAGAGCCCUCCCACUGCCAGCUCAGGUUGUUCACAGAUUUGGAAUGGGACCAGAGGCCCUUGAAAAUGUAAUUGUGAUUUACCUGUGCCAAAGGGGCUUUAAAUGUCACAUUUGUAAAGGGGAAGGCGGACAAGAUUUGGAAGUUUAGUCACCUCUGAGCCACCCAUCACCGCCAAAGUGUGGGGGAAGGAUAGCUGCAGAUUGACAGGCGAGGCUCAGAAACUCCUGGCUUAGAUUGAAGUGUGUGUGAUAGGGGUGCAGCUUAGAGGACCCCCUCUGAAAGGGAUGGAGAUGCUGAUGAGAACAACACUACCACUUGAAGGUGAACAUUCCCUGUCUGGUUGGACUGAGUCAAGGGUCUGCGGUGCAGCAUCUUCAGCUUGAGAAAAUGAGGUUGUCAGUUUCCAGCAAGGCUGACAUCCACCAGACUGAUUUCUCCGAUGUUGCACUUGGCUGGCUUAUGCCUAUGAGAUCCGUGCCACGGCUGUAUUUAUUUCAGUUGUCACUGCUGCUCCCUCCUGCUAUGAAACGACACUGCCAGUGCCAGCAGUGUCCUUGGGAAAGGCAAUAUUUAUGAAGGGCAGAAGAGGCAGCCCCAAGAACCUAAAGACUGCAGGCUGCUAAUUGCAGGAAAUGACUUUGGAAGGGCAGGCUCUUGUCCAGUUUCAGGGCUGAAAUGCCUGGCGAACUCCAUUCAGCCAUCACAUAUUGACUGAGUGGCUGUUUAGCAUGGGCCACCGCGCUAGGCUCGGGACAGCUGGUCUUUCCGGCCAUCUUUCUUGCUGGCAAGUCAGCAAACAUUACCUUCUCAGUCACGUGCAUAUUUUUGCCUUCAUUCUUACCACCUUGCCUGCAAAGUUUGCAGGAGGGCCAGGUAUAUUCACUUGUGUCUUCUGGGUCCUUUCAUUGCUGACAGGCUGUGAUGGCCCUCUUGAGCCUUGGGCAGGGUGGGUGAGGUGCAGAUGACCAGGAGUGUGUGAAUGCCUUCCAGGAGGUGGCUUUGUUCUGUGCCUCCCUGCCCCCAUAGUCACUACCAGGUCUGGUAUGGAGUCGGUGCUCAGUGUUUGCAAAACAGAGCUGAAAACGGACUUUGGGAGGCCGAGGCAGGCAGAUCACCUGAGGUCAGGAGUUUGAGACCAGCCUGGUCAACAUGGUAAAACCCCAUUUCUGCUAAAAAAAAAAAAAAAAAAAAAAAAUUAGCUGGGCAUGGUGGCGGGUGCCUGUAAUCCCAGCUAUUCAGGAGGCUGAGGCAGGAGAAUCACUUGAACCUACGAGGCAGAGGCUGCAGUGAGCCAAGAUCGUGACACGACACUCCAGCCUGGCUGAUAGAGUGAGACUCCGUCACAAAAAAAAAAAAAAAAAAAAAAAAAAACCCUGAAAA